Molecule: messenger RNA, 1011 nt
Organism: Peronospora matthiolae
Lineage: Eukaryota; Oomycota; Peronosporomycetes; Peronosporales; Peronosporaceae
Source: the annotation of a GenBank genome assembly
AUGGUCCCGACGACACGAGUCUUUCGACUUGCACUACGACACGCUCGCGUUGGUGCCACAGAUCUGCGACCCAGAGGUUUUCAUGCUUCCAUUGUAACUCCAGCUCGUCGAAAUCGUCGACGCUCGCCUGGCUCGUCCUCAUCCAAGUCGUCAGCCGUUUUUCCAGGCAAUGAGACUGACGACAAGGACUUUGUCAAGUGGUUCGAGGAGAUGCAGCAGCAGUAUCCAACCAAGACCCAAUGUCUAGACGAGGACGAGACGUUGAAGUUGAUGGAGUUGGAAGACGAAGACGAGCAUGACGACGGCGAAGAGCCUGAUGAGGAGACGGAGAAGUUUCUGGAAGAAGCUGAAGAUCUCUUUCGUCUAAGCCCGGCUGAGUUCCAGAAACGCAUGGCUUCAUUUGACACACGUGACGUCCAUGAAAAUGACAGCGAUGAUGAGGACGAUGACGAAGACGGGAUCGACCGUGCGACGGAACGGAUCCCGAAGAAACGGUUGUUGAAGUUGUUGGGAGAGCUGGACCCUAGCAGUGUCUUAAAUGGCAAGAACAACGAACGAAUGCCGAACGCUAGCUUGAAGAACAAGAAUGCGUCCCCGCUACAGAAAAAGCCAAAGCUGCCCAAGGCUGACCGUGUGACGUAUCGCCAGGAGAGUGUGGGCAUUGCCGUGCUGGAAUAUGUGCAGAACCUGUUGGUUGAGGAUGCAGAUGCUUCUGGGAUCGACAUCGUACCUACUUUUGUUGAGGCAAACGUGUCACCUGACCUCCGCCGAGUGGUGCUUUUCUGGGAGCCGGUACGCUGGAACUCAGAGAAUCAACAGAUCGGUAAGAAGAAAGUCGAGGCGGUGAAGAAUCGCCUUCAACGCCUCGAGCGCUGGGUUCGCCGCAGCGUCACUCAGCACCUGAACUUGAAGUACUCACCUAUUGUCCAGUUCAAGCAACAGAAGGAGGCAAAGGCUGAGCAGGCACAAACGCUGUUUGAAGACGAAAUGAAGUGGCUGGAUAAGGCGUAA